Messenger RNA from Perognathus longimembris pacificus (Pacific pocket mouse), 1521 nucleotides. It is a transcript of the gene Hoxa4, whose product is annotated as homeobox A4. The record is from RefSeq and is a predicted model, not a curated record. Gene Ontology annotation, molecular function: DNA-binding transcription factor activity, RNA polymerase II-specific; RNA polymerase II cis-regulatory region sequence-specific DNA binding. Lineage: Eukaryota; Metazoa; Chordata; Mammalia; Rodentia; Heteromyidae. The transcript is spliced from 2 exons. Bases 65 to 1039 code for a protein of 324 amino acids. Gene Ontology annotation, biological process: anterior/posterior pattern specification; embryonic skeletal system morphogenesis; regulation of transcription by RNA polymerase II. Gene Ontology annotation, cellular component: nucleus.
GCCUCGGCAAGCCCAGAAAAACGACAACGCGAGAAAAAUUAGUAUUUUUGCACUUCACAAAUUAAUGACCAUGAGCUCGUUUUUGAUAAACUCCAACUACAUCGAGCCCAAGUUCCCUCCCUUCGAGGAGUACGCGCAGCACAGCGGCCCGGGCGGCGGCGACGGCGGCCCCGGCGGGGGCCCGGGCUACCAGCAGGCCCCCGCGCCCGCGACCCAGCACCUGCCGCCGCAGCAGCCCCAGCUCCCACACGCGGGCGGCGGCCGCGAGCCCCCCGCCUCCUACUACCCGGCGCGGGCCGCCCGCGAGCCCGCCUACCCCGCGGCCACCCUCUACCCGGCGCACGGGGCCGCGGACGCCGCCUACCCUUACGGCUACCGCGGAGGCGCUAGCCCCGGGCGGCCACCGCAGCCCGAGCAGCCCCCGGUGCACGCCAAGGGCCCGGCCCACGGCCUGCACGCGAGCCACGUCCUGCAGCCUGGCCGCCAGCCCCCGCCGCCGCCUCCCCCGCAGCACUGCGCGGCGCCCCCCACACCCACGCGGCGCUGCGAGGCGGCUCCCGCCGCUCCCGGUGUCCCGACAGGGGGCGGCGCCCCCGCGUGCCCGCUGGUCCUGGCGGACAAGAGCCCGCCCGGCCUGAAGGGCAAGGAGCCCGUGGUGUACCCCUGGAUGAAGAAGAUCCAUGUCAGCGCCGUGAACCCCAGUUAUAACGGAGGAGAGCCCAAGCGCUCUCGAACCGCCUACACCCGACAGCAAGUCUUGGAGCUGGAGAAGGAAUUCCACUUUAACCGCUACCUGACCCGGCGCCGCCGCAUAGAGAUCGCCCACACGCUCUGCUUGUCUGAGCGCCAGGUCAAGAUCUGGUUUCAGAACCGGCGGAUGAAGUGGAAGAAGGAUCACAAACUGCCCAACACCAAGAUGCGAUCCUCCAAUCCGGCCUCGGCCUCUGCUGGCCCGCCAGGGAAAGCACAAACUCAGAGCCCUCACCCUCAUCUCCACCCCCUCCCUGGUGCCUCCACACCUAUUCCCUCCUCCAUAUAAUCUUUUAGAGGCCCACAUCCGUUUCCACCCUUUACCCCCCAUUCUUUCCCCCAUUCACCUGAUCCCAUCUGGAUCUUCACAGACACCAAACCAAAACCCAACUUGGUGAAAAUGAUAACCAAAAAAAAAAAAAAAAGAGAGAGAGAGAGAGAGAGAGACAUCAUCCCCAGUAAGAAUGUGUGCUGGUUACCACCCAAGCGAGGACAAUUGUCCAGGAGGCUGUUAGAUGGAAACAGUCUGGGGGCCUGAACAGCUUACUAGGUAUAAAUACCUGAGAAGGACCACUUGGCAUGAAAUACCUUCGAGAUGUCUGAAGUCAGCUGGACAGGGCAACAUGCGGAGUGGGGACACAUACUCCUGUAUAUGUUGCAAGCAGAAGGAAAGAGACCUGUCCCUGCUUCCCUUACCUCCCCAACUUACAUUAAGAUUGCUCAUAUGAGCUUAUAUUGAACUGAAUAAAUGAGUAGACAUUGUGGACCUCA